Messenger RNA from Zasmidium cellare ATCC 36951, 507 nucleotides. RefSeq lists its product as uncharacterized. Lineage: Eukaryota; Fungi; Ascomycota; Dothideomycetes; Mycosphaerellales; Mycosphaerellaceae. The transcript has a single exon. The coding region runs from base 1 to 507 and encodes 168 amino acids. The record is from RefSeq and is a predicted model, not a curated record.
AUGGUACAAGUCUCUCCCGUCCAUCUCUCCUCUUCCGUACAUCACUCCGACGCCAUACUCGACGCCGUGUUAGCGAACGAUCAUUACGGUAAAUGCGCGAGCCUCGCAUUGAUUUUGCACCCGGCUCGUAAGAUCGCAACGACAAGAAGAAUGGCAUCCAAUUCUGGAACGACAAGCCGACGAUCCACCCAGAGAAAUGGUCGUGGAGGUUUCGGCAAUAUACGGCCUACUAGUUCUGUGAAGCCUCACCCAGGCCGUGGAUCAGAGCCUCCAUUCCAGGAGGUGAAUACAUUGUCGACCAUACUUCCCAAACGUCCGGGGCUAUCAGGAAGUGGAGAGUUUGAGAACGUCACCGCACAUUCUGAAGUGCUCAUCUUCCAGUUCGACGAAGAUGUCGACCUGAAGAGAGGAGACAUCGCAGCCCCGGUCUACCGAUUGGGCCGUGGAGGCAUGGGCAAUGUUCCACCAUCGAAAAGUCUCCAGGCGCUCCAAAACGCUCAGCAGUAG